AUGGCUGCAUACCUCCUUGUUUCUGCCCUUACUCUCUCACUGGCAGCUGCUUCACCAGCUGGUUGGGACGAAUGGACAACACCAAGCACGACGACGACAACCUCUGCGAUACCAACCACCUCAGCUAAGACCGACCCUUCAUGGGGAGACUGGACUGAUUCUACCAGAAAGACCACAUCCACGAUCACUACUACCACUGCUUCUACCACCACCACCACUUCAUUGAGCAAGACUUCUACGCACUCUACGUUGGUCGGGCAGUGGGCAGACUGGCUCCCUCAUGAAGAUGGCUCUUCCUCAAGCCACUCCGGAAGCAAUACGGGAUCAGAUGGUUGGGGCGAUUGGGCUAGCAGCGGGCCCUCAGGCUCAGGCGGUUCCUCUCCUGGCAGCUCAUCCUCGGGAGGUUCUUCUGGUAGCUCGUCGGGUGGCUCAACAAGCGGAGGCUCCUCGUUUGGCGGUUCCUCGUAUGGUGGAAGCUCCUCCUCUGGAGGUUGGUCGUCUUCCUCUGGAAACUCUGGCGGCAGUCCAGCAAUCGUUUCGGCUGCGGCCCCGAUCCACACCCUGACCCCUGGCUUCCUACCCUCGCACAACGACCAAGAUCUCUCGCACUUGAAGCCAGGCAGCGCAAAGAAUUUAUUCUUUGCCCAAGGAGCUCCCAACUCCGGCAUCUCGUCCGGUUCUCUCUACGUCUCGGCUGGGACUACUUUCCAGUAUCCCACCGUCGUGCUUGAUCAUUCGGCCUUUGUGACAGCCACCUUGUCUGGUUCGUCAUUGACCGUCGUCUUUUCCUCUCAACAAGCCUACAACUACGCAACUAACUCGUGGCCUGCUGACGGCACUUGGUUUGUCCUGGCUACGACCGAGGGUUCUGAUGACGGCCACUAUGUGUAUUAUCUGACUUCGUCGGUGAGCUUUGACUCUGCUACAUCUACUGCCGCUUGUAACGUGAAGGCCGUGGAUCUCGACUAUGUUGCUGAGAGUUUCGACCUUGAAUGGGGCACAUAUCAACAAUCAUCCUCGACUAGAGCGGCUGGAAGUGUGUCAACCACAGUGUCCUAUGCAGGUUCUGGUGGAGGCUACUCAACAACCAGCAAGGGAUACCCCGGUUCUGGUGCAACUUCAACUACAAGCGCUGCGGCAACAUCCCUGCCCACAGGUACCGACGACAGCGAUACAUUCGAUCAACAGCUUGAUGAUGCCCUGGGAUACAUCAUGUGGGAGCAAGCGGACUUCCAGCAAGACCUGACUGACUUUGCCGGCGGUCUCGACGACUAUAACUGGGCUGAUUAUGACGAUGAUGACGACUACGAUGACGACGACGAUGGCAUUUUCAGUGACGACGGCGAUGAUGACAACAGCGACUCCGACGUCGAUAUCGACACGGACGACGGCGGUUAUUUUGACCAAGACUCCAAGAAGAGGUCCCUUAGAAAACGCGCCACCACCACUACUCCUAGGAGUCGAAGUAACGCUGUCGUCUCAGAUAUCCGCAAGAAGGGCGCGGCUGCAUCAAAAGAUAAAGGGACCCAGAAGAAGCCGUCUCUAAAGGACAAAAUCGUCGGCUUUGCCAAAAAGGUAGUCUCCAAGGCGUCUGACAUCAAAUCAUGGGUCGAUGGCAGCCCUCACGAAUACCAAUUGAACAAGACCUUCACCAUCCCCAACGCUACUCAAGUAAAAUACGUCCAGCAAGACUUCUUCAAGGAUGCCAACGAAAAACCACUCAAUGCUAUCAAGAUCUGGGAGAACAACAACUUCCAUGUCUACUGUGUCUCCUGUGGUGUCACGGGAACUUUGAAGGUGGCUGGUCGCGCGGCCUUCCACAUCACCAAGGGCCUGACCAUGGGCCAACUUGAGAUGUUAGGAAGCCUCCAGGCAGGCGUUAACUUGGGCGUGGCGGCCGAGGUCAGCUACGCUGACAAGAAGAGCGUGCGACUUUUCACUCAAGGUAUCCCGGGUCUGUCAGUUCCUAACAUCAUCACCAUUGGACCAUACAUCACCCUCGAUGCUGAAGCGGGUUUCACCUUCAAUGCUACGGGCCAAAUCCUCGUGGGAGGCACAGUCAAAGUUGCCAAUGCCCGUGCCGUCAUAGAUCUGGUAAACUCAGGCAACUCACAGACCCCGACCUGGCAACCACAAUUCGAGCCGACCUUCCAAGCCAAGGGCGAGAUCAUCGUGGACACGUACGUCGCGCUUCCAAUCGGUCUGGCCUUUGGUCUGGAUAUCGCCAACUCCAAGUUCACUGCCGAAGUGGCCGUCACCAGUGUCCCCUCACUGCACGCCGGUGCGACGUUCCAAGCCGAAGUUAGUCUCUCGAAUGGUACGCUUUCUGGUGGCGUCAACUCCACCGCCAAUGGAGCCACCAACGGCGCUUCGACUAACAAGACCUGCAAUGGCAUCAAUUUUUACAUCAACCUGCAACACGACCUCAAGGCAAACGCGGUGGCUAAACUCUUCGGCAAGGAGAAGUACAAGACCAAGGACAAAGCGCUGCUCGACCCGUACAAGCUCAACUUGGCUACCAAAUGCUUGACUCUAUCGGGAUUCACGAAGCGUCAAUCUGACAAUACAACUGUUACCGAUGGCACCUACGACUACGACAGCGAUUCGCUGCUGACGCUAUCCCAGUACGCAGACGGCACCGGUCCGUUCCCAGACAUCGAUGUUGACGUCGACGGCGACGGCGACGGCGUGGACGACGAAGACGAAUACGACUUCCCCUCCGUGGUGUCGGCUUACUUGAAUGACACAUCGUCCAACUUCACGACACCGCUAGACCUCAAUGAUUCAGACCAAUCCGGCCCGGAAUACAACUACACCAUCAUCUCCGAUACGGAACUUCAAUACAACAUUGCGGCUGACGAAGACGGGAACGUUCGCAUCCAGGACAUCGACUCUGAGACCUUUGGCAGUGCUUUGUUCCAGGUCUUUGACGAAGUUGUUGUCGGCGAUAGUGAGGGUCGCACCCUAUUUUACUACUCGACUGAGAUGACCAACUACGGUGUCUCGCGCCUCCGCCUGGGUGACUCCGAACACAUUCCCAUCUCCUCAGAGAUUGUUGGAUUGGUGCCUUUCCUCGUCGACGACGGCACCAACGACGGGGCACUCGACAGCGUUUUCGUCGCCAUGGACACCCAAGGCAACGAGUACUGGACCGUUUUGUGCAACUACGCGGAUGGUACUACCCCGAGUAAAGUCUUCCUUGUCCAGGACUUCGAUGCGGGACUGGACACGUUGGGUAACGCGACUCUCGAGUCGUCUAUUACCGGAGGCGCGAUCAGCGACUGUGUGGAUCUUCCUUUGACGAACGGCUUGGCCGGCCUCUAG
Messenger RNA from Fonsecaea multimorphosa CBS 102226, 3324 nucleotides. RefSeq lists its product as uncharacterized. The record is from RefSeq and is a predicted model, not a curated record. NCBI's taxonomy places the organism in Eukaryota, Fungi, Ascomycota, Eurotiomycetes, Chaetothyriales, Herpotrichiellaceae. The transcript is spliced from 2 exons. The coding region runs from base 1 to 3324 and encodes 1107 amino acids.